AUGCCUUCGCAAGAAAAACACACAGAUGAAGAUGUCAAUAUCCCUCAAACUUUUGAUCAAGCUAUAUUAGCUUUAGUGUUCGAGACCUUGGAAGAUGCUGAAUUCUUUUACAAUGCCUAUGCAAAAAGAGUUGGGUUUAGUAUUCGGAAGCGAGAUUGUCGAAAAUCACGUGAUGGAGAAAUGCUAAUGCAAAGAUGGGUUUGUGCAAAGGAGGGCCAUCGGCAUCAAGUGUGGUUGAACAAAUCUGAUCGUAAACGCAAGCCGCGUCGAAUAACUAGGGGAGGUUGUGAAGCAGAAUUUCGCGUGAAUUUGGAUCAUGAUACUGGGAAGUGGGUUGUGAAGAAGCUAAUAUCAACUCACAACCAUAACUUGGUUUCAUCCAAGCAGGUCCAUCUUUUGCGAUCUCACCGUGAAAUCAAAGAAAGUGAUAAAGCUUUCAUCGAGGCAUUGCAUACUAUUGGAGUAAGCCCUCGUUAUAUAACUGAAUUUUGCAAGGAGCAACAUGGAGGAUAUCAGCAUAUGGGAUUCACACCAAAGGAUAUAGAAAAUGAAGUGCAAGCUAUUCGAAAGGAAAUGGUCCAAGGCGGUGAUGCAAACACUACCAUAGGAUAUUUAGAGGGGAGGAGACAAGCAGAUCCGGAGUUUUUUUUCAAGUACACGGUGAAAGAUGAUGAUAAACUUGGACACCUGUUCUGGGCAGACUCGGUGUCAAGAUCCGAUUAUGCAUUCUUUGGGGAGGUUGUAGCAUUUGAUGCUUGCUACCGGAGACAAAAGUACAACAACCCUUUAGUCAUGCUUAUAGGAGUAAAUCAUCAUCACCAGAAUUUGCUGUUGGGAGCUGCCUUUUUGAAAGAUGAGAAGACUGAAAGUUACAUAUGGUUACUGCAGACAUUUUUAGAGUGCAUGGGAGGUAAGAAGCCAUCGUCGGUCAUUACAGAUGGGGAUAAAGCGAUGCGCCAAGCUGUAAGCCAAGUGUUUCCUAAAGCUGCCCACCGCCUUUGUUCUUGGCAUAUAGAUCGCAAUGCAGGUGAUAUGAAGCUUGGUGUCAAGUUUUUGCAAGGACUGAAUUAUCUUAUGAAAAAUAGAAUGUCGAUCAAGGAAUUUGAGGAAAAAUGGCAGCGGUUAGUGACGGAAACUAACUUAGACCAACAUUCUUGGGUGAAAGGUUUAUAUGGAGAUCGUCAUAUGUGGUGCGAAGCUUAUCUGAAAGGAAAUUUUUUUGGAGGCAUGACCACUACCUCCCGCUGUGAAGGAAUGAAUAGCACGAGUAAUCGGUACGUUAACCAGAACUUGAAGUUAUUUGAAUUUGUGAAAAGAUAUGAGAGGAUGGUUGAUAAGUUACGCUUCAACGAGUCAAAGGCUGACUUCAUAGCAUUUCAUUCGAGGAUGGUGUGCUCUCAUGUCCUUCUUAACUAUGAGCAGCAAGCCGAAGAGUUGUAUACUCCAACCAUUUUUGAACUUUUCAGAGAGGAACUUAGGUUUGAAACUAGCUAUCUGUUAUCUGAACCUAUGACACAAGAGGGGGAUAUUGAGAUUUUCAAACUCCACCAGUGGUCAAAGCCUAGUCGGAUAAGAACUGUGGAGUACAAUACCAUAAAAGACACAAUUAAAUGCUCGUGUUCGUUGUUGGAGUCAAUAGGUAUUCCAUGUCGGCAUAUUCUGAAUGUUAUCAAGUUGAGAAAAAUGCCUCGAAUUCCUCAAUCGUGCUUUAUCUCGCGGUGGACAAAGAAGGCAAAAGGUUUGGGUUCGAAAGAUGCAAUCACGAGUUUGAUUGACAGUAAGCUUGUUGAAACUAUGCGCCAUGGGGCUUUAGUUGCUAAGGGUUAUAAAAUUUUUCAGCUGGGUUCCAAAUCAGGAGGGUGUUUCGAUAAAGCUUCAGAAGAGCUAACUCGACUAUCAACAUCGCUUGAGAAACUCAGUGACCAAAACAAGCCUUGCCCUGUGAAAAGAAAAUAUGGGGAUGUGGGAGACCCAGACAUAGUGAAAACGAAAGGAACCAUGAUAAUCAAUUCCAGUGCUACCUUGGUUAUUCCAAAAUUUAGUGAGAAACCUGUCAGAAAUCUGACCUAUUUAAUCAGUAACCAUGAUAAUCAAUUCAAUCCUUUCAAGUACAUCCCAACUAAUAAAAGUAACCAUGAUAAUCAAUUCAAUCCUUUCAAGUACAUCCCAACUAAUAAAAAUAUUUAG
Messenger RNA from Linum tenue, 2187 nucleotides. The record is from the annotation of a GenBank genome assembly. NCBI's taxonomy places the organism in Eukaryota, Viridiplantae, Streptophyta, Magnoliopsida, Malpighiales, Linaceae.